AUAAACGAAAACUGUUGGCUUACUAGCAAUACUGCAAAAUAAAUGUUCCUGCUGUAAAAGUUUGACAUUUACAUUUGAAGUGGAUCAAAACCUGUCAUUAAAGCUAUACAUGAAUUUUGAACAAUACCCAUUCUUGUUUUGGGACAACUUUGAUGUACUUUUUUGAUCCACACACUUUAAAUGUUGACUACUGUAUAAAGUGUAGGCCACUGGGUCUUCUUGUUUCCAUGCAAUAAGACAUCAAUUUCAUGAGGUUAAUCAGCAGGUACACCAAUGGACGUAUUGACAUGCUGGGUAAUAAAGUAUGCACCAUUACCAGACUGUAGUUGAAAUGUUUAGUUGUUUCGUGUGCCCUAAAACAGCAGGCCCUGCAGUUUUUCAUUGUCAAACAGAGGGCUGUGGAAUCAUAUCAUUGUGAUCACAGACUUCUGGAAACAAAAGCAGAGCUCAAAAGAUCAUUCAACACAGCAAAGCCCUCAACAAUGAUGGUGCUUUUGCUGGCCUUGUGCACACAGGACUCUUCUGGAAGAAUCCAUACGGCACACCAUGUGAAACACCGGGAUGAAAAGUCUUUUGGCUAUUUGUCCCCGUGGCCCGAACGGGCAGAGUUUAGUCUAGCAUGAGGCAGCAGAGGGUGAGCACCCUAGUUUUCACACACUAAAGGUGCUGAGGGGUAAAGCACUUAGGUGACGAUCGCAAACGAUGUUGAAGUCCAGCUACCGGCACGAGGUACGCAAGGAGAAGUACGAGCGCUCCGAUGUGUACGACGAGCCCAGCAGCCCAGAGACGGAGUCGGCUCCGGCCGUCCCGGGAUGGCAGAACCUGCAGGAGCUGAACAGCCGUUUCGCGCGUUACAUCAACCGCGCGCGCAUCCUGGAGCAACGCAACGCCGUGUUUCGCAAACAGCUGGAGACUCUGCAGCGCAUGGAGGAGACGCCGGGGGUGGAGGAGACCUUCAGCGAGCAGAUCAGCGUCAACAGGCAACGCAUCCGAGAACUGCGGUCCGACCGAGCCAAGCUGGAGAGAGAGCUGAAAGAUGCAGAGCGCACGCUGGACGAGUACAACAACAGAUACAGAAAUGAAUGUGAAUACCAAGAGCAGCUGCGACACACACUGGAACAGCUCAGCAAGGAAGCCGACACAGUGCUAUUGAGGAACCUUGAGUAUCAAAUCCAGCUGCAGUUUCUGCAGGACGACGUCAACGCUACCAGAGAGAGGCACAAGAAGAACCUCGCUGAGAUCCAAACGUAUAUGAACAUCCUGCAGCAGAUCAACCAGACGAUCCCCCUGAUGCCAGGCUCGUCAGUCUCAGAGGAUCAGGAGCGUGUGAUGGCUCAGAGGCGAGUGCCGGGUCUGAGGACUCAGAUGGAGGAGUACAAGAGCGCCAUCUGUCGACUGAAGGCCCAGAAGCAGCAGCUGCGCACUGAGACCUCUGUGUUGGAGCAAACCAUCAAGACGACCCAAGCGAGCUACGAUGACGAGAUCCAGCAGUACAACGAUCGAAUCGAGAGUCUCCGGAAGGAGAUCGACGAGGCCGAGAGAUCUCUGGAGAGCUACACCAGCCAGUGUUGGCAGCUGGCCAUGUACCAGAGCUCUCUGGAGAACGAGCUCGAGCGCUACAAGAGAAUCAUCGAGAACGAGGACAGUCGAUUGAAUUCGGCAAUCAUCGGGACACCUAUAACUCUGCUCACAUCCAGAAAUGAAUACAGCCACAGUCCUAGCGUGAGCAGACAGGGAAGAGAUAUCAACCAAGCCAUCCAAGUCAUCACCAACGUAAAGCCUCGUCAGAAGUACUUGCCCAAAAAAGUGUUUAAAAUGAAAGAGAUCUCUUCCAAACAAGCUAGUGGACUUGAGAAGGCAGCAGGAGAAAUUGUGGACGAAGAGAAAGAACAAGUGAUGGAGGGGGCGAGAAGAGAUGGGGAAGAUGUGCCUGAUGGAGCUCAGAUCAGCAAGGCCUUCGACACGCUCUGCAACAUCAUUCGUGGUCGCAUGAGACGGGGAAAGAAACCGGAGCCCAUCGCGGACUUCUUCACCAAGGGACGCUACGUACUAGUGACCGGCGACUCCAACUACCUGGACCCGUGCUUCUGUUCGACCACCCCUUCUGCCAGUCACGUCUUUGUUACAAUCGAUGACGACAGGAUGCCUUAUUAUCCUGAACCUUCCCCUAGACCAGGCCCCCUACCCGGACCAACACCCCUAAACCCUUCCACACCUUCGGACCCAGGAAAGGGAAAAGGCGACGGAGAUAGGACGAAGGUUGGAAAUGGUGAGCCUCAUCCAAAGGAAAAGGAACCAGAACCGAGCCCCAGUGAGAAGAAAACCCCCAGCCCUUCUCCUCCAGGCCCAAGGCAUCCCUCACCCCAUCGUGGCGGCAAGCCCAAGAUCCCGGCGGAGCCCUGCAUCUUCCCACCCGUGCCAUCGCACACCUCCAUCCCCCCGGACUCUGUGAGUUAUGAGAAGCUCGAGGUCAUUGAGUCAGUGGAGAAGCUCUCGCCUGACAAGAAAGUCAAGGGCUAUGAGGAGACAACCACGGUGGUGGAGACCAUGAUCGAGAAGACCAGUAGAAAGAAACAUGCCGAUAAAUCUUCUUGAGCCACAGAAACAUUUCCAUUAAAUCACUCUUGCCUCUGACCCGCUCCGGUAUUGCUGUUGACGAGAUUCCCAGUGCUGCUGUUAACUUCCUGAACCAUUGCCCUUGGCCUUUACUGUCUGAAAACUUGGGAAGCUAAAACUGAAUUGCCCCAUCUCCCCCCUCACA
Pimephales promelas (fathead minnow) is the source of this 2761-nucleotide messenger RNA. The record is from RefSeq and is a predicted model, not a curated record. Lineage: Eukaryota; Metazoa; Chordata; Actinopteri; Cypriniformes; Leuciscidae.